Messenger RNA from Euleptes europaea (tarantolino), 1114 nucleotides. RefSeq names its product transcription elongation factor, mitochondrial (gene TEFM). Gene Ontology annotation, molecular function: DNA polymerase processivity factor activity; nucleic acid binding. Gene Ontology annotation, cellular component: mitochondrial nucleoid. The record is from RefSeq and is a predicted model, not a curated record. The transcript has 4 exons. The coding region runs from base 1 to 1092 and encodes 363 amino acids. Gene Ontology annotation, biological process: mitochondrial transcription; transcription elongation by mitochondrial RNA polymerase. Lineage: Eukaryota; Metazoa; Chordata; Lepidosauria; Squamata; Sphaerodactylidae.
AUGAGCUUCAAAGGGCUCGUCGGUCUAAUGCAGCGAGGUAGGAGAGGUUUUCUCCAGUUGCCUUUAGGUUCAUUGCGGCUGCAACCAUUGUAUCUUCUGUGGUGUCAGAAGUCAACAUCUGUUGCACAGCAGGACUCCAUUGAUUCUUCAUCUGUUCCUGAGAUCUUAAGGGAACCCAGACCAUCAAUAGAUGAUUUGUAUUCCUUUGAGCAGAAGUCUGCUGUUCUACAGCUACUCAAUUUGGCAACUGUGGAAGAACUUUCUGCUGUGAAACUCAUGCGGGGAAGAAAGUCCAUCAACGUAGUAGAACACAGAAAGAAGCAUGGGCCAUUUCAGGAUUUACAGAGUUUACUGGAAGUACCUCUAUUUCAGUAUAAAACAGCCGUUAAAGUGUGUGACUUUAUUCUUAACCCCCUUGCAAAAGAAGAAAGGAAAGAGAGGAAAACGCACAAUGCUUCAUCCAUAAUGAAAUUUAUCAAGCCAGAAAUAGAAAGCAAGAAGUUGAAGAGUGCCAGUGACAUUGUAUCUAUUGUUUUCGGCACACGCAAAAUUGCAUGGGCUCAUGUUAACACACACUUAACUAUUCAUGACUGGCAGCAGCAGGAGUGCACAAUGUUUAUGAAAGGAGCCUAUAUGCCAUCAGUUUAUCUGGAAGAGAUUUCUUCUGUAGUAUCCAGUCUUCCUGAAGCAGAUUUUUAUGUUUUGGAAAAAAGUGGACUUUCUGCUUUGAAUGCAAAUCUGUUUCCAGUGACGUUACAUCUUCGUACAGUGGAAGCUAUGCUCUAUGCAUUGUUACAUAAAACAUUUGCUCAGGAGGGCCAGCACAAAGUACUGAGUAUGGCCCGAGUGUUUGUAGGAAAACACUUUGGGUUGAUGGUGGGAGACUCACGGACGAGUGGAAUUGAUCUUGUAAAACAGCUUCUUUUAGAAUCUGUUACAGUACCUAAGCCUCGUGUGAAUUUUCCAAGAAACAGAGUGGUCAGUUACCAAAACUUGUUGUCUGCAAACAAGCCAAGGCGAGAUGAGGAACUAUGUGAUUCCUUGCUACAAGCAGUAGCUUUUUUUGAGCUUUUAACACUACAUAACACUUAAAUCUUUCUAGAUUUCAUUUACC